AUGGCCUUUGGCGCUCUUCUCUCGAGACCAACAACCCCCCCACCCGGGGAGACACUAGGCGGGGCUGCUGUUUAUUUCUUAAGAAAGGGCAGACCUUGCGCAUCUGAUGAACAUAGAAAGCGUUUAGAAGAGUAUAAUCCAGGCUUGUUAUCUCCGGAAAAGUUCCGUGAUCAAUUUCCUAGAAUUCUUAAGGAGGUCAACAAUCGGAUGGGGAUCCGGAUGGAUCCUGCUUCGAGCGAUAGCAAUGUUUUCAGCGAAGAUGUCUUGAAAGUCGAAAUAUGUGGUCCUGAUGAAGACUAUCUGACCCUCAUAGACGUACCAGGAAUAUUUCGUAAUCCAACUGAAGGAGUCACUACAAACUAUGACAUCAUCCUUGUUCAAAACAUGGUGAAGAAAUAUAUCAAAGAUAAUCGAACCAUCAUCCUCGCCGUUCUCCCCAGCAAUGUGGACCCCGCUACGCAGGAAAUUUUGACACUGGCUGAGGAUUAUGAUAAAGCAAGCGAGCGGACUCUGGGAGUUUUGACGAAGCCGGAUCUUGUUACCGAAGUCAGCGCACGCGCUGCAGUGUGCAAUGUGGUGUUGGGAAAGAAGAAACCGCUCGCGCUUGGAUAUUAUGUCGUUCGAAAUCGCGGCGCGGACGAUGACGAUAAGUUCGACCAGAUUGCUGUAGAACAGUUGUUCCGGGAAAAACCUUGGAGUGAUUUGCCGAAAGAUCGACUCGGUGUGCAGGCCUUGAAAUCAAGAUUGAGUGAGCUCCUAGGCCAAAUCACCCGCAGGGAAUUCCCGGGACUACGGAAGGACGUUCAAAGGCAGUUGACUGAUUGUCGGAGCGAAUUGAAUCAUCUCGGGCCAGCAUGUCAGACCGAGCAAGAACAACGUCUAUUUUUGAGCGCUUUGGGUCGUCAGUUUCAAGAACUGGUUCAGGCAGCCUUGAAUGCUCACUACCAUAGCCACAGCACAUUUGAGAGCACCAAUGAACUCAGACUUAUUAUGCAUUUUAACUCGGACUUUGAGGACAAGGCGCAGCUCCGUUACUUUGAAACCCAGUUUCAAAGCGGUGGAGAGAGAAAUGACAAUGACAGCGAGGAAGCAGAUUUCAUUCCUGAGCCCGACAUAAAUACGAAUCAAACCGGGGUCGAAGAUCCUGAUCUUGAAGACCCCGUUCUUGAAAAUAUUGUUAUCAAAGAUGAUGACUUCGACUACCCGCAAGACAACAUUAUGGAUUGGCUUGGGGGGCUUUAUUUACGGUCUCGUGGUGUAGAGUUGGGCACCUUUGGUGGCGCUAUACUCUCCAGCGCAUUCAAAGAGCAAUCUAGUAAGUGGGAGAAAAUGACGCAGGUAUAUGUAAGCAAAAUUAUAAUGGCCAUUCACCGGUUCAUGAUCACGACGGUGAAGAUGCUUUGUACCGACAUUCGAGUUCAACAAGAGAUAUGGUCUUCUAUUCUUGAAGAAGUUCUCGACAGGUACAGAGCAGCUAUGAAUCAAGUCAUGUUCCUCGUGUCCACUGAGCGGGACAAAAGACCAUAUACUUCAAAUCAUUAUUUUAAUGAAAAACUCCAGGUUUCACGUGGGAAUCGGAUCGCUGCAUCAUUGAAGGGAAAAGCUCGGAGGGAAGUCCAACCCAAGGGGGUAAUUACUUCAGACAACCUUUUGUCGAUCUUGAGUCUGUCAGACAAGCUACAACCACUAAAAGCAAUGUCGAACACGUCAAAGAGGAAAUACAUGACAUUCUUUGGUCUUACUACAAAGUGGCGCGGAAAAGAUUCAUCGAUAAUUCCUCUGGCUGUUUUCAGUCAGGAAUGGGCCAUAAGACUAGAGACGGAGCAGCUGGAAACCAUUGCUGGUGAGUCGCCAGCUACUAAGGAACGGCGAACCAUCCUGGCGAAAAAGAUCAACGAUUUGGAGAUCGCUAUCCGCAUUUUGAAGCCUUGA
Molecule: messenger RNA, 1932 nt
Organism: Talaromyces stipitatus ATCC 10500
Lineage: Eukaryota; Fungi; Ascomycota; Eurotiomycetes; Eurotiales; Trichocomaceae
Product: dynamin, putative
Exons: 6
Coding region: 1-1932 (643 amino acids)
Cellular component (GO): membrane; microtubule; cytoplasm
Molecular function (GO): GTP binding; GTPase activity; microtubule binding
Source: RefSeq, a predicted model, not a curated record